This is a messenger RNA of Exophiala oligosperma, 5964 nucleotides long. RefSeq lists its product as uncharacterized. The transcript is spliced from 4 exons. Gene Ontology annotation, biological process: chromatin remodeling. Bases 368 to 5647 code for a protein of 1759 amino acids. Gene Ontology annotation, cellular component: nucleus. The record is from RefSeq and is a predicted model, not a curated record. Gene Ontology annotation, molecular function: histone demethylase activity; DNA binding. NCBI's taxonomy places the organism in Eukaryota, Fungi, Ascomycota, Eurotiomycetes, Chaetothyriales, Herpotrichiellaceae.
CUCUCACAUUCUCGGACGAUCAUUGCUUCCUUUCGCUGGCUUUUUCUUCUGUAUCUCGUAUUCUGCAGAACUGGAGACUCUGCAUGUGAACCAACCUCGUUCUAGUGCUGGUAAAGCACUACGGCGCUUCUCCAAUCAACCUGCGCCAUUCCAAUACGAGGCUACCCGCAUUCACUCGUUCCCUCACUCGGUCGUCUCUUGUUCACGCUUGAAUAUCGGCCCUCUUAAUACCUCCAUCGAUCCGCACGCUUCACACAUUUCAUUCCUUGGCUUGGAGUUGGACUCACUGGACGUCUGUUACUUGCGAAAACCCCAAUAAAAUCAAAAUCACAGCAGCUUUGGUCAGACCACAUACAUCCGCGCCGUCAUGGUCGCUCCACCGUCCACAGGUGGUGUCGCACCUGCGACUGCUGCCGCGAAACCAUCGCCUGCCACUCGAAUGAAUGGCGUAGGUCCCAACAUUGCUACACCGGCUUUCCCGUACAGCGCUAGACACGCUCAAGCACUUGACAUGCGCACUGUAGAGCGCAAAGGUGAUCCAGCAAGCCGCGAUCCUCCCGCCAGAUCAAGACAAUACGGGCUCCUUGAAGCACCCACAUAUAGACCGACAGAAGCCGAAUUUCGUGACCCUAUGGAAUACAUUCGAAGCAUAGCCCCGAGUGCAAGCAAGUUCGGCAUCUGCAAGAUCAUUCCUCCAGAUUCCUGGAACCCAGAUUUCGCCGUGGACACUGAGCGCUUUCAUUUUCGUACUCGACGGCAGGAAAUAAAUCUUGUAGAAGGAGGAAAUAGGACAAACCUCAACUAUCUAGACCAGCUUGCAAAGUACCACAAACAAUAUGGCCAACACCUCAAUCGAUUUCCCAGCGUCGACAAACGUCCUCUGGACCUGUUCAAGCUGAAGAAAGCAGUCGAGAUUCGAGGUGGAUUUGAAAGAGUAUGCAAAGACAAGAAAUGGGCCGAAAUUGGAAGAGACUUGGGUUACAGUGGGAAAAUCAUGUCUUCCUUAUCGACUUCUCUGAAGAAUUCGUAUCAGAGAUGGUUACACCCGUACGAGGAGUAUCUUAAAUGGGCCAAGCCUGGAGUUCAGCAGCAGCUCGAAAAUGAGCAAGGAGGAUCGUACUCUCCAGCCAUGGCUCCUUACCAGUCGCCGAUACCACCUCCGCCCCCUUCUCAGUCGGCUCCGCCUGCAAUGUCAUUGGGAGAUCCCAGCCAACCUCACACCACAACUGCAAACGGCCCUUUGCAUCCAGUUCCGCCACCCGUCCAACAACAGCCAUCAAUAGCGCCUGUGGCUCCGGCACCUCAGCCUCGACCAGUAUCAUCUUCCGGGUUUACGGCUGUCAAUAGUGGGUUUGCCGCUGUAAAUGCUCCCUCAGGAUUCACGGCGGUCAACACCUUACCACCUCCAAUCGUAAAGAACGAAGUCAAUGGUACUACGACACCGCCUCCGAACCACACUCCAUCUUUCAUGCCUGUCAAUGGACCUACGUUGUCAGCAGUUCCACCCGGAGCUCACCUGCAUAAUGGAGGAUCCAACCCACUUAAGAGGACAAUGAGUCAUGACAGCCUCACUGGUGAGUCUGGGUCAGAAGCGAUGCACGGCGAUGAGGAUGGGCCAAACGGCAGAAGGAGCAAGAGACCUAAAAAGGAUGGUAUGCCUACAAUUCCGGGUAAUCACAUCCCAGCGAUGCGCCCUUCUACCCCCCAGGUACGGAGCAAAUCUACUCCGCGAAGACAAGGAGAUAGAUGUGAAAAGUGCGGAAAAUCAGACAACAAGGAAAGCAUCUUACUUUGCGACAGUUGUGAUUUAGGCUACCACAUGCAUUGUGCAGAGCCACCAUUGACACAAGCUCCGACCGAAUGGCAUUGUCCAAAAUGUUUAGUUGGAACCAACGACUAUGGCUUCGAGGAAGGAAGCAUAUACUCCUUGAAGCAAUUCCAAGAGAAAGCCAACAAUUUUAAGGACCACUACUUUGCCGCGAGAAUGCCAUUCGACCCUGUCACCAAUACUCAGCGACGGCCUAAUGAGGAUGACGUGGAGCGUGAGUUUUGGAGACUCGUGGAAGACAUCACCGAGCAAGUAGAGGUCGAGUAUGGUGCUGACAUCCAUUCCACCACUCACGGCAGCGGCUUUCCCACCAUUGAAAAGCAACCUCUAAACCCGUACUCCAAAGACCCGUGGAAUCUCAACGUUAUGCCUUUCCUCGAAGACUCUCUGUUCAGGCACAUCAAGGGCGAUAUCUCGGGUAUGACCGUUCCGUGGCUCUACGUGGGCAUGUGUUUUUCGACCUUCUGUUGGCACAAUGAGGAUCACUAUGCAUAUUCGGCGAACUACCAACAUUUUGGGGCUACAAAGACUUGGUACGGAAUUCCCGGCAGCCAUGCAGGACUUUUUGAGGACGCCAUGAGAAAAGCCGUUCCCGAACUCUUCGAAACUCAGCCAGAUCUACUCUUCCAGCUUGUGACAAUACUGCCACCUAAUCAAUUGAGAAAGGCGGGCGUGGACGUCUAUGCGUGUGAUCAACGUGCAGGGCAAUUUGUUAUAACCUUCCCGCAAGCCUACCACGCCGGCUUCAACCAUGGCUUUAACUUCAACGAGGCCGUCAAUUUCGCACCAGCCGACUGGGAGCCUUUUGGCGAAGCUGGCGUUCGACGACUGCAAGAGUUCCGUCGCCAACCGUGUUUCUCACAUGAUGAGCUGCUGGUCACUGCCGCGCUAUCAGAUACUACGAUCAAGACUGCCAAAUGGUUAGGACCAGCUUUGGAGCGUACUCGAGACCGAGAACUUCUGGAACGCACAAAUUUCGUAAAUACGCACAGGACACUGUGCCCCCACGAUGACUGCGCGUUCGACUCCCUUGCCCCAGAACCUCCGGAAGCUUGUGGCCUUACCGUUAAAAUCGACAGCUCUGAUCUGGAAGAAGACGAGUAUCAGUGUUGCUACUGCAAAGCCUUCUCGUAUCUUUCUCAAUUCCGCUGUCAUCGCAGUGGCAAGGUGUCGUGCCUGUUACACCCAUUAAGGGCCGACUGCUGUGACGACAGUGACGAGGAGAGAAUGAAGGGCCCUAACCAUAGCUUAGUCCUCCGCUUUACAAAUCAGGAGCUGAGCAAUAUUGUGCAAAAAGUCGUGGACAAAGCCCACGUCCCAGAAAUGUGGGAAGCAAAACUGGAAGCUUUACUCUCAGAAGAGGCCCGGCCUCCUCUCAAGGCCAUGCACACUCUUCUAAGCGAAGGUGAGAAGAUCCCAGCUCCUCUCAAUGGUCUGGAUGAUCUUUCCGAAUUCGUUAGACGAUGUGAUCAGUGGGUUGACGAAGCAAAUCUCUAUCUUACCCGCAAGCAGCAAAACAGACGCAAGAAUGAGAAAGCAUGGCGGCGUUCCUCGCUUCGCACUGGCAAAGGUGAUGAAAAGGAUAACGAACCGCAACUGACUUUGGAUCGCAUGAAGGAGCUGAUUGAUGAUGGUGAACAAUUGGGUUUCAGCACUCCUCAGCUUGAAGGUCUGCAGGAAAAGGUGACCGUGAUAGAUGCGUGGCGUGCAAAUGCCAAGCGCAUUCUGUCAGGCAUCAACCCAGCAAGAUUAGAAGAGUUGGAGAGUCUACUUGAAGAAGGCCGUGGGUUUUCCGCGGCCAUGCCAGAGCUAACGAGCUUAGAAAAGAUCUAUGCUCGCACCCAAUGGCUCGAGGAAUCUCGACAGCUCCAGAACGAUAUCACAAGCAAGUCAUUGGACGAAUGCCGCAGCUUGCUUGAACGAAUUACAGAGCUAGACAUUCUCCCCCAGGCUCCGGAGGCAACUUUUGUCAACGAGAUGGUUAAGCAAGGAGAAUUUUGGGAGCACAAGGCGAAGGAACUUAUGGCUGCUCAAGAUGUCCACUAUCCACAACUUGAGUCCCUUCAUUCGCAGGUGCAUCUCCAGAUGUUCCCAGUAAACAAGGAAGUGUUGGACAAGAUGGAUCAGAUAUUGGCCAAGAAUCGGGAAGCCAAACGACAGAUCAUCACCCUGGUUGAGCGCAGCCAUGACCCAGAUCUUCGCAAGCGGCCACUUUACGCUCAUGUUCGAGAUGUUGUCAAAGGCUUCGAGGAUCUCAAUGGAAAACCUCAUGGUGCAGCCGAACUGGAGAAAGAACUGAGACGCCACGAAGACUGGAUGAGAAGAGGCAAAAAACUGUUCGGCAAAGCCAAUGCGCCACUUCACAUUCUCGAGCAGCACAUGAAGUUCGUGGAGGAGAAGAACAGCUUUUGCUUCGAUCUCAAUGACACUUUCAGGCCACCGGUUGAACCUGCUUCGCGGGAAGCCUCACCCACUGAUGACCGAGGUCGAGGGCAGCUAGGUGAGGAUGAGAAGCCAGUAUUCUGCAUCUGUCGACAACCCGAGGCGGGGCUGAUGAUUGAAUGCGAGAUCUGUCACGACUGGUACCAUGCGAAGUGCUUGAAGCUUGCUCGGGGCAAAGUCAAGGAAUGUGAAAUGUUCACCUGCCCAAUCUGCGACUGGCGGGUCAAGAUUCCUCGGGAUGCUGCGCGACCAAAACUCGAAGACCUCCAAGGCUGGCAAGACGAGAUUGCCGACCUACCUUUCCAACCAGAAGAAGAAGAGCUGCUCAAACGCAUCAUUGACAAAGCUCAAGCAUUCCGUGAAUUUCUAAGUCAAUAUACCAAUGGCAAUGCUCUCUGCAGAACUAUCGAGGAAAUGCCAGAGAUGUUGUUCUAUCUGCGUAAGAUCGAGGGCGCCGAGGUGCUUCUGGCAUAUGAGACGAACCUUUUCCGUCAAGAGUUGCAUAAGUGGCAACCUAUCGCUCCGGAGCCACCGCCAAUUCUAGAUCAAAGCUUGUCAACGAGAAAACCCCGACCAACCAAGCAGCAAAAGUUGAUGAAAGAACUAGGGGUGGAAAAGCCUGAGGAUCUUCCACCACAUCUCAGGACCAAGUCCUACGUACGAAGAAAGACACAAGAAUCCUUCAUGACUGGUCCUCUUCUGCCUAAACCAUCCACACAGUCUCCGUCCGCUCCUGGCUCAGCGGCCAGCCCUAGCCAGAGUCAAUCGGCUGGCAAUGCAGAGACUCCUGGACCUGGACAGCGACAAGGGUCAGCAGGUGCAGCUGGAGCUGGCGGCACAAUCGAGCCUGGUUAUAUCGCCGGGUCUGCGUCGUACGGCAACGCCUUUGGGAAUGAUCGACCCGAGUCAUUCCCACCUAAUAGCCCUUCACCCAUGUUCAGUCCGACUAGAGAGCAACCUGCACAAGGUAUGAAAGAUCCUAUGAUGCCAGCUUUCGCAGGAGGGACAUCAUCCAGCACUGCUCGAAAUCACGACCCCUCAUUCCCAAUGUUUCAACCAAAUACUGGACUUGAUGCCGAUGAUGAUCUCCGGAAUGGCCUCGCCAAUGCCUCACCAGGUGGAACACAACCUGGUCGGGAAGGCACACCUCCAGGUGGCGAGUACGACAAUAUAUUCAUGGACAUAACCAACCAAGAUGGCGACGGCAGCAAUGACACGGUACCAAGUCUAGAGCACGAGACGAGUCACGCUAGUGAGGCACUUGACAUGAUCCGCACUGCUAGCAAUGACUCGGCCAACAACAAUGCCGAGCUAGAGGAUGGUGAUAAUGUUUCAAAACACUUUGACGACUUCCUCACUGGUGAUGAGCAACACUAGGGGUCAAGCUCAGUCGUUUUGGGAAGACGUCGACGUUUCAGCUGACAUGUACCAACUUUAUGAUUAGCCAAGGAUUGAUGAUGCGACCGGAGUCCCCGGGUCGGUGUAUUGAGUUAUGUUAUGAUUGAUUGACGGUAUGGGAUUACGCUUGUGUGUGAGAUAGAAAGCGACUUUGUAGUAUCUCGCAUAAGUGCUCUAUAUAGCAUCAUCCAGUUUUUGCAUUAUCGCUGGGGAAAACAUAAAUGUAAUUUGCAUCAUGAUCUCCGAUCUCCCUAGAUUAUGCAUUGAUAGACUAGAAUUAAAGCUUCUGGAAGAUG